This is a messenger RNA of Manihot esculenta (cassava), 1992 nucleotides long. Its product is annotated as GDP-L-galactose phosphorylase 1. The record is from RefSeq and is a predicted model, not a curated record. Gene Ontology annotation, cellular component: cytoplasm. Gene Ontology annotation, molecular function: GDP-D-glucose phosphorylase activity. Lineage: Eukaryota; Viridiplantae; Streptophyta; Magnoliopsida; Malpighiales; Euphorbiaceae. The transcript has 5 exons. The coding region runs from base 543 to 1856 and encodes 437 amino acids. Gene Ontology annotation, biological process: glucose metabolic process.
UCGUGUUAAAAGAAAAAAGCGAGGGAUUUUUGCAUUUACCAGUAUUGCCCUCCGAUGUAAAUCUAAUAUGCCGCGAAAAGGCCAAAAGUAAAUAUCGUGAUAAAAUAAAGUGGAGGGUAAUAUCGACAAAUUGAGAUUUGCUGAUCUAUUCCCUACGAGACUUUCAAUUUGAAACUUCCAAAGGCACCGCCAUCACCAUGCCUAAGAACGCCAAAUAUAGCCAAGAAUUGCAGAGGGCCACAGAGAAAUAUUUGGACCUGCAACUGCCAUUGGUAUUUCUAUUUGGGAUCUCUUAUAUUUCAUCUUUCAGUCUUUCUCCAAAUCAACACCCUUUUCUCCGCUUCUUUGUUUGGAAUUGGAAUCCGCCACCGCCACCAAGAUUACCAAAGAAACACAGGAAACCGUGCGGACAAGAAAACCUGUCGAACACCUUUACCACACGGCGGCCGGGUAGCGCUUCUUUCUAACGGUGUGCGGUUCUUCUAUCACGACAUCCUCUUCCUACAUUAUACAGUAGUAGUAUUAUUGAUCAUAAGACGAAGAUGCUGCUGACAAUUAAGAAGGUUCCGACGGUCGUUUCAAAUUAUCAGGAGGAGAGUUCCGAAACAAGCUUUGAAGGGUGUGGCCGACAUUGCCUUGGAAAGUGCUGCUUGCCUGGGUCGAGUGUGCCUUUGUAUUCGUUCAAAAUAGAUAGAGAGAAUUCAAAGGAAAAUGGGGAGGUGAACUCAGCCAAGGAGCAGCCUCAAGUGUGUUUCCUGCACAAUCUGUUGCUGGGUCAAUGGGAGGAUCGAAUGAGUCGUGGCCUUUUCCGCUAUGAUGUGACCAGUUGUGCGACAAGGAUCAUUCCUGGGAGAUGGGGCUUUAUUGCACAACUUAACGAGGGACGCCAUCUCAAGAAAAGACCAACAGAAUUCAGGGUUGACAAGGUACUUCAGGCCUUCGAUGAGACUAAGUUCAAUUUCACGAAAAUUGGACAAGAAGAAGUUCUUUUCAGGUUCGAACCAGGCAAUGACCUCAAAAGCGAGUUCGUUCCAACUGCACCUCCCACUGCUGAUUCCACUUCUCCCAGCGUUGUUGCUAUCAAUGUGAGCCCAAUUGAGUUUGGACAUGUUCUGUUGAUACCUCGAGUGCUUGAUUGCUUGCCUCAGAGGAUUGAUCAUGAGAGCUUCUUGCUUGCUCUUCAUAUGGCUAAAGAAGCAUCAAAUCCUUUCUUUAGAAUUGGUUACAAUAGUUUGGGUGCUUUCGCCACCAUUAAUCAUCUGCAUUUCCAGGCAUAUUAUUUGGCAGUGCCCUUCCCAGUUGAGAAGUCUCCAACCAAAAGAAUAAAAACAGUGAAGGGCAUGCAAGAUCGAGGAGUGAUAGUAUCUCGCCUUUCAAAUUUCCCUGUUCGAGGAUUUGUCUUCGAAGGCGGAAAUACAAUGCAAUGUCUGUCCGACUCUGUUGCUAGUGCUUGCAUUUACCUACAGAACAACAAUAUACCCUACAAUGUGCUCAUUGCUGACUCUGGAAAUAAAAUCUUUCUGUUCCCACAAUGUUUUGCUGAGAAACAAGCGCUUGGAAAAGUAAGCCAGGAGCUUCUGGAGACUCUCGUUAAUCCAGCUGUUUGGGAGAUCGCUGGACAUAUAGUGCUCAAAAGGAGACAGGAUUUUGAAAAUGCAUCGGAAGCAUCUGCAUGGCGACUUCUUUCCGAUGUUUCUCUAUCUGAAGAGAGAUUUCGUCAGGUGAAGGCUUAUGUCUUAGAAGCAGCAGGCUUUCAGGAGACGAGUAAUACAGAUCAGGAGGAUGAUUCUACCUACGACCAACUUUCUCCAAGAGCUAUUUCACAUUUACCUAAGGAUUGUGUGGUUAUUCAUUGACAUUCUUCUGCAAUAUCGGAUUCCAGAUUUAGAUCAUAUACAUGGUAAGAGCUUGAUGUUACUUAGACCCGGCACAGUCCCGUUUGUCCCGUGAGUCGGGCCGGUCAACGGAUUUCGGUUCUUGAACCGAAUUGAA